This is a messenger RNA of Olea europaea var. sylvestris, 806 nucleotides long. Its product is annotated as 40S ribosomal protein S15a-1-like. Gene Ontology annotation, cellular component: ribosome; cytosolic small ribosomal subunit. Gene Ontology annotation, molecular function: structural constituent of ribosome. Gene Ontology annotation, biological process: translation. Bases 129 to 521 code for a protein of 130 amino acids. The transcript is spliced from 4 exons. NCBI's taxonomy places the organism in Eukaryota, Viridiplantae, Streptophyta, Magnoliopsida, Lamiales, Oleaceae. The record is from RefSeq and is a predicted model, not a curated record.
UUAUAAGAGAUCCGGUUCUUACCGGCAUUUCGUCCACGAGGCCUCCAGGAGAAAACCCUAGUUCACUGUGGCCGCAUUAUUUUUCAAUUGCUUCGUCGGCAGGUUUUACGCCUGAUCUUUAAGCAAAAAUGGUGAGAGUUAGUGUCUUGAAUGAUGCUCUUAAGUGCAUGUACAAUGCAGAGAAGCGAGGGAAGCGUCAGGUCAUGAUUCGACCAUCCUCCAAAGUCAUUAUUAAGUUUCUCCUGGUGAUGCAAAAGCACGGAUACAUUGGAGAGUUUGAGUACGUUGAUGAUCACCGAUCUGGUAAAAUUGUGGUUGAACUUAAUGGAAGGUUGAAUAAGUGUGGUGUCAUCAGCCCACGCUUUGAUGUUGGUGUCAAGGAAAUUGAGGGAUGGACUGCAAGGUUGCUUCCCUCUAGACAGUUUGGAUACAUUGUGCUGACCACAUCUGCUGGCAUCAUGGACCAUGAAGAGGCUAGAAGAAAGAAUGUUGGUGGGAAAGUACUUGGCUUCUUCUAUUGAGCUAUUUGUAGUUUUGAGAACGAAUUUAAAAUCUAGCAUCCUCAAAAAAUAGCUUUUUGCGGCAAUUUUGGAAGUCCUUUAAUGCUCGAGUAGCUGUGUUUGCUUUACUUUUUGUUGCUUAGAAAUUCAGGUAGGGAUUUAGCUGCAAUUUUCAGAUGUUAUUGCCUUAAUUGACUGCUAUUUUGUGGCAAAGAGUAGCGACUGUUCAUUUCUUUAGUUGUUUGAUAUUUCUUUGGGUGCGUAGCUAUCUCCUUUCAGAUUAUUAGUUCAACUUUGGGUUUUUAA